AAGGAUAGGAAGUUGCCAGUCCUAUCUAUGGGUAUCGUAUAGUAAAUAAAAGCGGUUUUGUAGUUAUAAAUGGAUAAAUAGAGCUUGAAAGUAAUAAUUAAGUUUGUUUUAUAUUAUUAAUGAAGUAAUCUCGACUAAUAUAUUGUUAUUCUUAAUCAAUAGUGAUGGCUGAUCCUCGUCUUAAAAUCUUGUAUAUCAAAACUGGCAUUGUCAAAAGGCUGGCCAAAGAAAAAGUGAUGUACGAGAAAGAAGCAAAUCAGCAGAGAGAAAGGAUUGAGAAAUUAAAAGCUGAAGGCAAGGACGAGCACACGAUUCGCAAGCAGGAGGAGGUGCUUCAGGAGUCGCUGAUGAUGGUUCCCGACUGCCAGCGCCGGCUCGCCAAGGCUUACGAGGAGCUCAGCAAGAUCCUGGAGGAGGAGGCAGACAUGUCACAACGCGACGAGUACAAGACUGCUCUGAAAGCCUUGGAAGAUGCCAAGUCCGCACUGCCCGACUCUGCUGCCGAAUCCAGCUAG
Molecule: messenger RNA, 515 nt
Organism: Bacillus rossius redtenbacheri
Lineage: Eukaryota; Metazoa; Arthropoda; Insecta; Phasmatodea; Bacillidae
Gene: Tbca
Product: tubulin-specific chaperone A
Exons: 2
Coding region: 165-515 (116 amino acids)
Biological process (GO): post-chaperonin tubulin folding pathway; tubulin complex assembly
Cellular component (GO): cytosol; microtubule cytoskeleton
Molecular function (GO): beta-tubulin binding
Source: RefSeq, a predicted model, not a curated record